Molecule: messenger RNA, 542 nt
Organism: Drosophila kikkawai
Lineage: Eukaryota; Metazoa; Arthropoda; Insecta; Diptera; Drosophilidae
Source: RefSeq, a predicted model, not a curated record
AAACAUCUGUUCAGUUCAUCGCGAAGCUCAGCAUUUAGUACAAAGAUCUUCAAUAUGAAAUCGUAUCUCGCCGUAUGCCUGCUACUGGGCCUCGCUCUAAGCCACGUUAGUGCCAACUGUUCGGGAUAUUGUCCAGACACUGAGGAUGUGGUUUGGGCUCUUGGAGGAGGAUGCAAUGUAUUCCGGAACAAGUGCUACUUUGACAAGGAGAAUUGCCACCGCAAGCCACCGUUGAAGAUCACAACCAAGGAAGAGUGCCAGAAGCUCUGCGCAGAUGCCUGCCCACAGGUGUUCCAGCCCACAAGUGGCAUCUACAAGGGUCAGGUCCGGCACUUUGGCAAUGAGUGCGAAAAGAUUGUUCACACCUGUCGGACUGGCGAGACCUUUUUGUAAGCCGAGAGACUUAUCGAAGAGAUUUCGUAAUAAAAAGAUUUAUACCUAACUUAAUUAUUUUUAUUUGGAGAUCCCCGUCGAAAUAUUUAAAUAUUUAUUCGAAUUUUGUGUGCUACGUAAGAUCUAAAAUAAAGACAUACAAAAACUCA